Molecule: messenger RNA, 4080 nt
Organism: Dicrocoelium dendriticum
Lineage: Eukaryota; Metazoa; Platyhelminthes; Trematoda; Plagiorchiida; Dicrocoeliidae
Source: the annotation of a GenBank genome assembly
AGAUCAUCGUUACCUAGCCUAUCCUCACAUGCACCAGUCAUUGAAACUAAUGGAGCCACGGGCUUUACGACGAACGCAUGAGAGGGUGCUCUCUAUUCGAUCCGCUACUGGGUCUUCCGUCAGCCAGCGUUCUAUCGAAGCAGGGGUCUUUGAUGAUUUUCUCAUUGCCGGUCGUUUUACUAACCCUGUAGAUGGGAUGUCGUCAUUCACCAACACCACCUCAGACCCUCUUCAUGCGGUUUCCGAUUCGCCAACUGCGUCCGACGUCUGUAUUCUAACUGAUUCUGCAUUGCCGGGCAUUGACCUACCCAUGAACAUUGCUGAUCAUGGGUCAGAGUUGACGCUUGGAGUGCCUUUUGCAAAUUUACACCAACUGGACCCAGCCAGUCCCUCUUUGGCUGACGGGGCUUGCGUUUUGGGUCAAGCUCAAAAGAGCCGUCAAUUCCAAAUGGAUUCUUGGUCCGUUUUGCGUGCUACAGCUCCAUGGAAAGAGUUCAUAUCGGAUGUGACUUUUCAUCCAUCCCUGUUCGUUGAGAGUUCCCAUGGAGGCUCCACUUCUGAUGCUUUCGAUUUUAAAUUUCCUGCGAGGCGACCACUCCGACCGCGCAGGCGACGUUCACGAGGUAAACCAUUGAACUCGAUGAUUCAACCUAGCUUGGCCAGACUGAGCGAGGAAGGGUCUUCGGUGUCGUCCUCUCCUGUUAUUUCUUCCAGUGUAUCGGUUGACAACGCUGAGACUGAUGGUAUUCCUUUUUCUUUCGUUCCCGCUUCGCUUCUUAGUUCUGAUAGGAGGAUGGCCAGCAGUUACCUGUUGGCUGAGUGUUUGACUAGGAUAGGUACACAAAAUGACUUACCCACGUUGAACAGGUCUAAUCACAACAGCGCCAUUGAUGGGCAAGUGGAGCAUUUAAUGGAUCAUUCCCUUUGCUACUAUCAUCCUCCCGAUGUGCGACAGUUGCCAAUAUCGCUCCCAGUUUGUUCUUCCAAUCAUCUGCCAUUGGUCUUAUCAUCCUCUUGUGUCACGGAAACAAACUCCAUUGUACACGAUCUCAUCCUGCCGAUCGACAGAGUAUCCUCCAUGUCGUGUCUACAACCCAUGCUUUCGUUUCGAACAGUACCAUCCGACUUCCACGUAUCCGUCCGCUUCGCCAUCCACGAGCCAUCGAUCGUCCCAUCACCACUGACGUCCUUCUGUGCAUUACCCAGCGCUACCCAUACCGUCUCGUCUUCUAUCGUGAAUGCUAUUUUCUCUGGUCAUACGUUGGACGGAGAGUCGGCCAUGUUUCCCAAUUUGAGGGCUCCAUUGGCCCGUCCUGAAUCCGUGGCCACUCCAGAAAGCUUUUUACCCAAGGGGGAUGACCACAGUGACGUGAAUGUUAUUAAACAUGCAUAUGACGAUGCCACUGCGCUUUCAGUCCUGUCACUAAGUGGUCUCGAGUGGAAAAAACUUCAGCAGAUGAAAAUUCUUUCAAGAUAUCGUACCAGUGGUCAAGUGGUAUCGCACUCAUCCUCAGACAUGGAAGAACCUCGGUAUAUGAAACCUGGUUUUCGCCGUCGCCGCCAUCGCUGCCUUACUGUUUUGUCAUGCGUCACAUCACAUCCUUCACGAAAACGUUGGCGAUCCGGGAAGUUCGAGGAGGAGUCAAAGAAUGUUGAAACUGAGGCUCAGUGCACACGAGUUCCCGUCGAUCUUGACGCAGUGGUUACGACCGUCAACAGUAUUGAUCUUCCGGACCACACGGCAGCAUUGAAGUCGCAAAAGACGUAUAGUCAACCAGUUUCUACCUCCCUGGUGUCUGGAGCAAUUACAUCCCACAUCAUUAGCAUGGCAUCAGCUGUACCUUGCACAUCGUCUGGUGUCUUCGAGCCACUUGGUCGCGGUCGUUCAAAAGGUGUGAAGACAGUCGAAGGUGGAAUUUCGACACAAUGCCUGUUACGUGCUAAUGGAUUGGUCCUUGAUUACCUACCCCCCGUAUUUGCGGAAUUGGAUGUGCUCACUUGUGCAUCUACUGAAGGCACCGGAUCUGAAGGACAACACGUGCCACCGGAUGUUAGUGGGAUACAUCCCGAAGCUUCUUUCUAUGAAUUUCAAUGGCUAGAGGCUGCUCGUUGGGUGCAGUACGAGGAGGAUUUUGACCCACUUACUGGGGAUUUCGGUCAAGCACAUAGUCCACUGCUGAUGUUUCACGCGGUGGUCGAAUGUCUCCGGUACUUGGAGCGUGGUGUCGUAUUGCUGCCUUUCGACUCAUCUGUCUCGCGCACGAGCACCGAGUCAUCGGAUACGGUCCGCGUGGGUGAGGACUAUCUCUUCUCCAUCGAACUUGAGGCUGCACUCGAUUCUCUGCUUACGCAUUGUGAUGCCAGUCUGUCCGAGGUGGCUCUGAUUCGUCGCGUUCUUCAGCUUCACCACUCGCACAAGUGCGAAUUGCGUCAAAAACAACGUUCCGGUAGACCACUUUCUUACAUCCGUGCCCGUUGUGAUUCGGUGUGAGCACGUUACUAAUCUCUUCAUCUAUUUGUACUUAAUCACAAGUGUGCUGAUUCAUCACCUCCGUGAGAAUGCUUUGUGAGCUGGACCAUUUCAAAGGGUUACCGACCUAUCAUUGUGCAUACACCAACAUAUUUGAUUUUUCUGAUUACUUCUGGACUCACGCUGCACCUGCUUUUCUCCACUAGUCUCUGAUUUCAUGCUGCACUCCCUUGUUACUUUUGCCAGUUUUUUAACGUCAUCUCAACGUUUACCUCGAAUUUUUAUAUGCACAUCUGGUGUACUGUAAUAACAUCAUAUAGUCUCUCUGCUUUGCCCCCAUUCUCAGUGUAUUUUGCCAUUCUGCCAUAACGUUCUACCUCCGAUCCUCCGCAUACAUGUUGCCGUGAGCUCACUGUAGUAGGCUAAAAUGCCUUUCUAAUCCGCUACCGUUUCCCACUUGUCUAUCAUACGUUACCGUACCUGUCAAUUCGUUCCCGCUCCAGUAGCGUGCCACGUCCUGGCUGGCUGGUCUUUCGUCUUUUAUGUGCCUUUUACCAUGGUGACCAAAUAUCCCCUCCAUGUUCACAUCUACCUUACCGUCCACUUUCAUGGACUCUCCCCCUAGUUUCCUGAAGAGCCAUGUUGUCCCAUGCACCUCGGGAUCAAGUGUUAUUUAUCUUGUUCACGGGCUUAUUAAUGGAGCCAUUUGCUUUCGACAUGCUUUCUUCCCAACAGCUCAUCCAUUGUUGCAUCCAAUUUUGUAAAACACUCGUUCGUCAUUCCUUGCUGCCGCUUAGAUGAGAUGAAUUUGCUCAGCUCUUAACCACCCUGUACUUGUGCUCCAACGUUUCAUUAUCUCGAUGCAUGCUAUCCUUUGAGAUUUUGUUUCACCGGCAGAAUGACAUACGCCCCUUUCGCGAUUGCUUUCCUUUUGCUUAUUCAAUUGUCGAGUAGUGCAUCGCGUUCACAUUCUGGAAAUUCUUUUUAUGCCGAAUUCGGACAAAAUGCUUGCAAGUUGUCAUCAGGAGUACUGCGGCACACAGUACCGAAGCUUCGCUGCGGUGCUACUACCACCAGCCGCGCGUGGGCUUAGGAUACAGCCACAGUCACCCGGUCCCCUACGCAGGCUCGAACCCGCGACCUCAGGCUUGUUCUCCUUAAGACCACGGGCCGACGACAUAUUAAUGUGGCUCUUAUUCUCCUCCGAACACCGUGAGCACUGCUCUUGGAUUUAAAAUAGACAUACAAGAGCCAUCAUAUCAUGCUGCGUAUCGCACAAGUUCAAGUUUACUAGCAGCGGACAUUUGACUGUUCAAAAUGCAGGCAAUGUGUUUGUGACAUCACAAUCCUUUUAUAACGCCUUUCAAAAUGGUAUCGAUGGCGCCUGACAAAGGCUAUAUGAACACCUGCCUGACGCUCUUUUUGACCUCCAGGUCUUUUCCUUUCAUCUUCUUGUUUCGGACAUCUGUCGUGUGUUUGUAAUUAUCGCUGGUGCAUUGACAGGUUGAAAACUAGCAUGUAAUUCGGAUUACUUUGUGUCGCUUACAUACGAAAAUGGUGUUCAGCACCCUUUAAAUCCUUUAUGCGAUAACAUGGAAUUAUCGUACUGU